AUGGUACAGAGUCACCAAAAGUCCUACAUGGAUAUUAAGAGGAGGUCGUUGGAGUUUGAGGUGGAUGGUUGGGUACAUCAAGAAGUUUCACGCAUGAAGGAUGUUCUAAGGUUUGAGUUAGCAGUGGUUUAUCCGGUGUUUCAUAUCUCUAUGUUGAAGAAGUGCAUGGGUGAUCCUUCAUUGACUGUACAAAUCAAAAAUGUUGGAAUUGAGGAUAGCUUAUCCUAUGAAGAGAUUCCGCUUGAGAUUUUAGAUCAACAAGUUUGCAAGUUGAGGAUAAAUGAGGUUGCGUCAGCCAAGAUAAUCAUUCCUCCACGAAGAGCUGCAAGAGGUCAUCCAUCUAGGAAGAAUGUAGAGGAACAAUGGGUACCUAAUGCAGCUGAAGUGCAAACUCAAGGGAAAUUACCAAUGGUGAUUUCCGUAAGGAUAUAA
Molecule: messenger RNA, 432 nt
Organism: Solanum pennellii
Lineage: Eukaryota; Viridiplantae; Streptophyta; Magnoliopsida; Solanales; Solanaceae
Exons: 3
Coding region: 1-432 (143 amino acids)
Source: RefSeq, a predicted model, not a curated record